Mauremys reevesii (Reeves's turtle) is the source of this 2662-nucleotide messenger RNA. RefSeq names its product COP1 E3 ubiquitin ligase (gene COP1). Bases 212 to 2341 code for a protein of 709 amino acids. Gene Ontology annotation, biological process: proteasome-mediated ubiquitin-dependent protein catabolic process. The transcript is spliced from 20 exons. NCBI's taxonomy places the organism in Eukaryota, Metazoa, Chordata, Testudines, Geoemydidae. The record is from RefSeq and is a predicted model, not a curated record. Gene Ontology annotation, molecular function: protein binding; ubiquitin protein ligase activity.
UAAAGAUUGAACAAGGCUGGCUCCGCCGUAGGCUUGUAUUGCCGCCGCUGGGGGGGGGUGCCGAUAAAGUUGCGCGCGCGGCCGCGGCUCUGGCCCCGGCGGAUGGGCGGUGCUUGCUUUGAACAAAACUUUAUUGUUUCGCCGUGGUGGUGGUGGUGGCGGCGGCGGCGGCGCGCAGGAUGCGCUAAGGCUUCCCCCGCCCGGCCUCGGCAUGUCAGGCAGCCGGCAGCCGCCGCAGCAGCACCCCCCGGCCGGGCAGGGCGCCGCGGCCUCCGCCGUCACUUCGGCUUCCUCGUCGUCGGCGCCGGGCUCCUGCUCCUCGUCCGCGGGGCUCGGGGGCCCCGCGCGGCCUGUGCUGGUGGCGGCCGCCGUCUCGGGCUCCGGGGCUGCGGCCUCUGGGCUUUCCCGGCUGGCGGGGGCGGCUAGGCCCGGCGGGAGCGGCGGCGGCUCCUCGUCUGGCGGCGGCGUCGGGAGCAGGAAGAGGCCGCUGCUAACCCCGCUCUGCAACGGGCUCCUCAACUCGUACGAGGACAAGAGCAACGACUUCGUGUGCCCCAUCUGUUUUGAUAUGAUUGAAGAAGCAUACAUGACGAAAUGUGGACACAGUUUCUGCUAUAAAUGUAUUCAUCAGAGUCUGGAGGAUAACAACAGAUGCCCCAAAUGUAACUAUGUGGUUGAUAACAUAGAUCAUCUUUACCCCAACUUUUUAGUGAAUGAGCUCAUCCUCAAACAGAAGCAAAGAUUUGAGGAAAAGCGAUUCAAACUGGACCAUUCAGUGAGUAGCACCAAUGGACACAGAUGGCAGAUAUUUCAAGACUUAUUGGGAACUGAUCAAGAUAACCUUGACUUGGCCAAUGUUAACUUGAUGUUGGAGCUGCUUGUGCAAAAGAAGAAGCAGUUGGAGGCAGAGUCCCAUGCUGCCCAACUACAGAUCCUUAUGGAAUUCCUCAAGGUUGCCAGGAGAAAUAAAAGAGAGCAACUGGAGCAGAUCCAGAAAGAGCUAAGUGUUCUGGAAGAGGAUAUUAAACGAGUGGAGGAAAUGAGUGGCUUGUAUUCUCCAGUCAGUGAAGAUAGUACGGUGCCUCAAUUCGAAGCCCCCUCACCUUCAAACAGUAAUAUUAUCGAUUCCACGGAGUACAGCCAGCCUCCAGGAUUCAGUGGCAGUUCUCAGACUAAAAAGCAGCCAUGGUAUAACAGCACGUUGGCAUCAAGGCGGAAGAGGCUUACAGCUCAUUUUGAGGACUUGGAGCAGUGCUAUUUUUCUACCAGGAUGACUCGUGUAUCAGAUGACAGCAGAACCACAAGCCAGCUGGAUGAAUUUCAGGAGUGCCUAUCCAAGUUCACUCGCUACAAUUCCGUCCGACCUUUGGCAACACUGUCUUAUGCUAGCGAUCUCUAUAAUGGCUCCAGUAUAGUAUCCAGUAUCGAAUUCGACCGGGACUGUGACUAUUUUGCUAUUGCCGGGGUGACGAAGAAGAUUAAAGUCUACGAGUAUGGCACUGUCAUUCAGGACGCAGUGGACAUUCAUUACCCUGAGAAUGAAAUGACCUGUAAUUCCAAAAUCAGCUGUAUCAGCUGGAGUAGCUACCACAAGAACCUGUUAGCCAGCAGUGACUAUGAAGGCACCGUCAUCCUGUGGGAUGGGUUCACAGGACAGAGGUCAAAGGUCUACCAGGAGCAUGAGAAAAGAUGCUGGAGUGUUGACUUUAACUUGAUGGACCCUAAACUACUGGCUUCAGGCUCUGAUGAUGCAAAAGUGAAGCUGUGGUCUACGAACCUGGAUAAUUCAGUUGCAAGUAUUGAGGCCAAGGCUAAUGUGUGUUGUGUCAAAUUCAGCCCCUCUUCUAGAUACCAUCUGGCUUUUGGCUGUGCAGAUCACUGUGUUCACUACUAUGAUCUUCGCAACACUAAGCAGCCAAUCAUGGUGUUCAAAGGGCAUCGCAAGGCAGUCUCCUAUGCAAAGUUUGUGAGUGGAGAAGAAAUUGUCUCUGCGUCAACCGACAGUCAGCUGAAGCUGUGGAAUGUAGGGAAACCACACUGCCUGCGCUCUUUCAAGGGUCACAUCAAUGAGAAGAAUUUUGUAGGCCUGGCGUCCAAUGGAGACUACAUUGCCUGUGGAAGCGAAAAUAACUCCCUCUACCUGUACUAUAAGGGCCUCUCAAAGACACUUCUGACUUUCAAAUUUGACACAGUCAAAAGCGUCCUGGACAAGGACCGAAAAGAGGAUGAUACAAAUGAGUUUGUCAGUGCUGUGUGCUGGAGGGCACUUCCAGAUGGGGAAUCCAAUGUGCUCAUCGCUGCUAACAGUCAGGGUACAAUUAAGGUACUGGAGCUGGUAUGAAGUGUUUUCUCUCAAGGCGUGAGGUACUUGGUCCUGCUGACACGCUACAGCUUUCAUUUGGAAUCUUCAGUGGGGCAAGAAACCGGAAACACCUUGAUAUUCCUCUCCACAGCCAUCAUGUUUGGGGUUUUUUCCAUUUACGGACUCUAUAGGACCUUUUGAAACACAGGGAACACCAGUGAACUGUCUGCCAUCAAGGUUAACUCCACGGACUUUGCUGCUGCUUGUAUGGUUGUCUAAUUUUUAUGAUAGGGAAACAGUCUUUUAAAUAAAAACAAAUAACAAAAAGGAAUAAUAAAGAUUAUUGAGCCACAAGGUGAA